Coregonus clupeaformis (lake whitefish) is the source of this 525-nucleotide messenger RNA. RefSeq names its product meprin A subunit beta-like. The transcript is spliced from 5 exons. Gene Ontology annotation, biological process: proteolysis. The coding region runs from base 1 to 525 and encodes 174 amino acids. NCBI's taxonomy places the organism in Eukaryota, Metazoa, Chordata, Actinopteri, Salmoniformes, Salmonidae. The record is from RefSeq and is a predicted model, not a curated record. Gene Ontology annotation, molecular function: metalloendopeptidase activity. Gene Ontology annotation, cellular component: membrane.
AUGAGCUUCAAUGACGUCUUAAAACUAAACACGCUGUAUAACUGCACAUCUGUGGUCACAUUCCUAGAGACAUGCAGCUUUGAGGACAACCAGGAGUGUGGUAUGACCCUCUGUGCCAGUGGCAGUGCCAGCUGGGAGAGAGUGGGCAGUGUCCAAGAGGGGCCAACCUCAGACCACACCAAGCUGGGUCCUUUAAGGGAUACUGAUCCAGUGUCUGUGGAUAACAGUACCACGUUUCAAAAUGAGACUGCCCCUACUUCUGCUACUAACAUGUCAACCACUGAGAGGGAUGGUGGCUUCUUCAUGCACUACAGUACAGCUACUGGUAAAGAGGGAGACAGGGCCACAAUGGAGAGCGUGAGGAAGACACCACGGAGGCAGUUUCAAUGCCUGCAGUUCUUUUACUACUACAGUGGGGGCGACCAGGACCUACUCAACAUCUGGAUCAGAGAGUAUGAUGAUGACGACAACCCCAAAGGAACUCCCCGACUCAUGGGCCAGAUAACAGGUGAUGAUGUCAUCUAG